Messenger RNA from Helianthus annuus (common sunflower), 1326 nucleotides. RefSeq lists its product as uncharacterized. Bases 1 to 1326 code for a protein of 441 amino acids. NCBI's taxonomy places the organism in Eukaryota, Viridiplantae, Streptophyta, Magnoliopsida, Asterales, Asteraceae. The record is from RefSeq and is a predicted model, not a curated record. The transcript is spliced from 3 exons.
AUGGAUGAUCUAACCGGCUCGGGUGGUAAGAAACAGGAUAUUCAAGCGACACCGAGGAAUUCAGAUCCAAUUGAAGCUGAAAAUCUACGGUCAGCAACUAGGGUUUCUGAUUGGGAAGGGAUUAAACAAGCUACCAAGAGAUAUGCGCAAAGAUUGGAUGCUGCUGCUCUGGCAGGUCAUGGGAAUUUGCAACCUUCAGCGACGACGGAACCAUUAUCAUUUGCAAAUGCAGUAAAAAACUUGAAUGAGAAGGUGACGGUGAACUUUAGGGAGUUGGAGUCUUCUGAGGUUGUUGAUGGAGCUGAUGUUGUUAUUCCGUUGGCUUCGGUUAAGCAAGUCACGGACAGGUAUGCAAACACUCUCUAUGGGUAUUUCUUGGGUAAACGGCUAGCGUUUCCGGUGGUGGAUUACUUUGCUAAGAACAACUGGGUUAAGUAUGGUCUGGCUAGAUUGAUGAUGAAUGCGAAUGGCUUCUUUUUCUUUAAGUUUAAAACUAAGGAAGGGAUGGAUAAAAUGUUAGAGGAUGGGCCAUGGAUGAUAAGAAAUGUUCCGAUUAUCUUGAAGAUGUGGUCGCCCUCUAUCAAACUAGAAAAAGAGGAUAUUAAAGCUAUUCCGGUGUGGGUAAAGAUGCACGAUGUGCCGCUAACAGCUUAUACCGAGGAUGGUCUUAGUUUGAUUGCAUCAAAGUUAGGGGUGCCUAAGAUGUUGGAUACGUAUACUACUACGAUGUGUGUUGAAUCUUGGGGUAGAAGUAGUUACGCUAGAGCUCUUAUUGAAGUGCAGGCGGGGGCUGAAUUAAAAAGGAGUGUCACUGUUGCCAUUCCAUCUUUAGAUGGUAAUGGUUAUUCUAAGGUAGAAGUCAAAAUUGAAUAUGAUUGGGAGCCUUUAAGGUGUCCGUCUUGCUGUGUUUUUGGUCAUGAUGAUAGUUCGUGCCCAAAGAACCCUCAGGUUGUUCCGAAUGGGGAUUAUGGAAAAAAGGGUGAUGAUUUUCAGGUUGUGGGUGCUAAAAAGAAGAAAGCUACUACUCAAGGGCUUCAUAUAAAAAAUCAAAAACCUAAAGUAGUCUAUCGUCCAGUUGCCAAACCUAAACCGAAUUCGGCUGUAAAAAAUUCGUACCAGGUUUCAACGUCGAACCCUUUUGAUAGUCUUAAAGAUGACGAUGGUAAUGGUACCAUGGUGGGGCGAGUGGCUGGUAAUCAGGGAGGUACCAACGUGGGUCGGGUUGAGAAGAAACCUUCGAGGGACGGGCAGGAAUCGGAUGAGGAGGAGGUCGAAGAAAUCUACAACGAAACUAGUGCAUUCAUGACAUCGGGUGAUCGAAAAUAG